AUGAGAAUUCAUUUUAAACAAAGUGUUCUAUUAAUUAUUUGUUUGAUAUGUAUACUUAUUGGAAUUUAUUCUUGGCAUUGGUGGAAAAGAUAUAAAUUAAUUAUUAAUCGUUUUAUUCAUGCAACACCAAAAACAAAUUUAGACAAUUUAGAAGAAGCUAUUCUAUUUGAUAAUAAAUUAUUAACUAAAUGUCAACAUUUUACUCAAGGAAAACAAUCAUUUGUUGUUGAUAGUAAAGGUUAUCUUUGUGAACGUCGUCAUUUAGAAAAGACAAAUGGUUGUUGUCAAUUGAAAUCUUCAUCUAUUCGUGGUCCAUAUAUAUGUGAUAGUUGUUCAUCUACUACUCAUUGUUGUAGUUCAUUUGAACAUUGUAUAUCUUGUUGUCUUAAACCUGAUCAUCGUAUUUAUCUUCAAAAUUAUAUUCGUUCACGAGAUUUAAAAACAAGUUUACUUCUUUCACAUUUAUCUACAUCAUUUGAUAUUUGUUUAUCACGAUGUCGAACACAUAGUAAUAGUAUUCUCAAUGAUCUUGAACCAAUUUUAGCAAUUAGAACACGUGAACAAUUUCAUAAUCGUCAUCGUCAUCAAAUACUUAUUGAAUUACUUGGUACACAAUUUCAAUGGAAAUUUUUUCGAUUGGAACCUGAUAUUCCUCAUAUAUUAAUUUCACCUUAUAUGUUUGAAGACCAUCGACGUAAACUUGAAAAUGAAGCUAAAUCAUGGUUACAAAUACAAGUUUUUAAAGCAGCAGUUGACAUAGGAGCAACUGUAACAGAAGAUCAAGAUACUAAUCGAUUAUCAAAUGAUAUGAAAAAUUUUCUUGAAUAUACAUAUGAAAUAGUAUGUAAAUCAUUUGAACGUUAUUUAUAUCAAAUACAACAUAAAGAAGAAAUAAUGAAACAAGAAGAAGAAGAAGAAAAAAAAUUACAAGAAAUAAAUAAAACAAAAAAUCAAUAUGAAUUAAUUAGUCAAUCAAAAUUUCGUGCAAUUCUUCGAGAUUCACAAAUUAAUUCAAAAAAAUUACCAAUCAUUAAUGAAUUAUCAUCAACUUCUCAUCCUAUGACAUCUCAAUAUAGUAAUAUAAUAUCAAAAUCUAUUGUUGCAUUACUUAAAUGUGAUUUACGUCGUAUUAUAUUUAUAAAAGAAAAAUUAUUUGGUCAACAAUUACCAUUAACAAUUCGACAAUUUAUUUGGACAGAAUGUUUACUUCGAUUUGAAAAGGAACCACUUGAAAAUGAUUUUAAUUUUGUUGAAUUUCAAGCAAGACGUGAUUUUGCUGCUGGUGUUACACGAGGAAAACAUGAACUUAAAUUAAAAAAUCCAUCAAAUACACCAGUAACAAAUGUAAUUGAAAAUGCUGUUAUCGAAACAUAUAGUAAAAUUCAUGCAUUACAUCCAUAUCUUGAAGAACAACAUUUACGAUUUACAAUUAAAAUUUUAAAUAUUUUAUAUACAUAUAGAAAAGAUUAUCAACCUUAUUUUAUAUAUUGGUUAUUACCAUUUCAAUUAUCUUAUAAUAAUAAUGAAAAUAAAAAUGAAGAACUUUAUAUUAUUGCUAUGCAUUUUAAUUUAUUUAUUCAUCAUUGUUUUUUACAAUGGUCAAAUAUAUAUACAAUAGCAAAUGAAAUAAUGAUUGAUUUAUCUACAAAUGAUCAAGAAUUUUAUGAACAUUUAAAAUCAAUAUCAAAUAUACGUAAAAAAAACAUUAAUCCAAAAGAUUUUUUUAAAGAAAUUAUUUCAUUAGAAAAUAUAUCAAAUAAUAAUUCUAUACAAUAUACAAAUGAUUUAAUAUCUGAUCCAGUUAUAUUUCUUCGAAAAUGGAUAAGUCAAAUGUUUGUUGGUAUAAUUAAUUGUAAUUCUGUACUUUAUUUAUGGGAUCAAUUUUUUAUGAUAAAAUGGAAUAUAAUUUAUAUAAAAUAUGCAACAAUAACUAUAUUAUAUUUAUUACGUAAUCGUUUUAUGUAUGCAAAAGAUUAUAAUGAUAUGAGAAAAAUUUUUCUUGAUGAACCAUAUCUUUUACAUACAUUAGAUAUUCAACGAGCUUUUAUUCAUCUUGCUAUUAAAAAUUAUAAUCCGAAAUAUAUAUCAGAUAUGAAUCAACGUUUAUAUAUAUCGAAAUCAUUAAAUAAUAUUCGAUAUUUAACAAAUAAACAAAAAACAUAUUUAGAAACAAUGGGUAUAAAAGAUAUUUCAUUAAAUUUAAUUAUACCUAUAACAGACGAUUUUCAACAAGAAUUUAAUUAUAAAUCAUUAAUUGUUGAAAUUCAAAUACAUGAAGAUGUAGAAAUAUUAAGUGUUAUUUCAACAAAAUCAAUUCCUAUAAUUCAAAAUCAACAAACAAUACAUAAAUGGCAGAAAAUUACAAUUGACAUACCAAAUGAUAAAUUAAUUGUAUCAAUUCGACAAUCUCAUCAAUCAUUAAUACCUACUCGUAUUCAAGCGCUUGUUCUUGUCCAUCAACGAUUGGAUGCUGUUACUCAAAAAACACUUGGUUAUUGUCGUUUUCCAUUAUAUAUUCCACAAAAAAUUGGUAAUUUAGAUACAUGGGAAGUAACCUUUGGACCCGUAAAACGUGCUUUACAUCCUGGAGUACCUAUACUUUCAAUUGAUAUGAUACCUGAUAUACCUCAAGUCUUUGUAGCAGAUACAAUUGGUCCAGGUUCGACCAUUUCUCUUGUUGUUUUUGAUCCAAAAACUGAACAAUAUUCUUAUUCGAAUAAUUCAUCGUUAUAA
Messenger RNA from Rotaria sp. Silwood1, 2733 nucleotides. The record is from the annotation of a GenBank genome assembly. NCBI's taxonomy places the organism in Eukaryota, Metazoa, Rotifera, Eurotatoria, Philodinida, Philodinidae.